AUGGCCAACAAGAGCUCCGCAGUGGCAGACGAGCCAAUUGAUGUGCUCUUUGCCCUGCAUCCCAAGUUCAACCUUCUCGACUUUGCUGGGCCCCUCGAGGUUUUGACCUCGGCCCUGCACGACGACGAGGAUCCCACCUCCAAGGCCUUCGAGGUCACCAUCGCUGCCGCCGAGCCUAAGGUGCUCUCGGAGCAGGGCGUCAUCGUCGGCUCGCAAUGCACCUGGAAGGAGGCCCACGAGCGCCUCGACGAUUUCGACGUGCUUGUCAUCCUCGGCGGCAACAGCGAUGAGAUCCUCAACCAGAAGGCCGAGCCGCUGAGCCUCAUCGCGGCCUACUCAGAGCUGCAAAAGAAGGAUCCGAGCCGGGAGCGCACCUUGCUCUCCAUCUGCACCGGCUCGUUGUUCCUCGCAGAGGCGGGCAUCCUGUCUGGCCUGUCCGCUACCACCCACCCGGACUACUUCACCAAGUUUGAAAACUUGUGCAGCCACGCCGUCGUCCGCGACCUUGGCGAGCACACCGACGUCAUUGAAGACGCUCGCUACGUCGUUAACAACCUCCGCUUCGAGCUUGGCGACGAGGAUGAGAAUCCCUACAUCCGCCGCAAGUCGGAUGCCGGCCGCCGUCCGUCAAACGCUCGUAAGGGCUCGAUGUCAUUCAAGGGCGCAUCGCGCAGGGAGUCGAUUGCCCGCCGCGCCGCGAUGCGCCUUGGUGGCCUGCGUGUCAUCACCAGCGGCGGCGUGGCGGCUGGCAUCGACGCGACCUUGUACCUGCUCAGUGUCCUCGUUGACGAGGAGACUGCCAACAAGGUCGCCCACCGCAUCCAGGUGACCUGGACGAAGGGUGUUGUUGUGGAUGGUCUUGAUGUGUAA
Molecule: messenger RNA, 870 nt
Organism: Dichotomopilus funicola
Lineage: Eukaryota; Fungi; Ascomycota; Sordariomycetes; Sordariales; Chaetomiaceae
Product: protein DJ-1
Exons: 3
Coding region: 1-870 (289 amino acids)
Biological process (GO): regulation of DNA-templated transcription
Source: RefSeq, a predicted model, not a curated record